This is a messenger RNA of Pyrus x bretschneideri (Chinese white pear), 1840 nucleotides long. RefSeq names its product pentatricopeptide repeat-containing protein At1g77170, mitochondrial. The transcript has a single exon. Gene Ontology annotation, molecular function: RNA binding; protein binding. The coding region runs from base 332 to 1768 and encodes 478 amino acids. The record is from RefSeq and is a predicted model, not a curated record. Gene Ontology annotation, biological process: RNA modification. NCBI's taxonomy places the organism in Eukaryota, Viridiplantae, Streptophyta, Magnoliopsida, Rosales, Rosaceae.
CCUAGAAACCGUGAUGGUUAAUGACACCGUUUCUAACUACAAUCUCUCAUUUAUAUAUUGAUGCCUAUAGACAUGAGAGCCUAACUCCCCCUUUUGAAUGGUCAACGUCUUUGAUGUUCGUUCUUGCACGUCAUUGUGUCAAUUGAUUAGGACAGUGUGUUCGAUUAUCGUUCCUACAAGUUAUGGCAGUUUCGAUUAUGUUUUGAUUCAAUCCAGCCAUUAAAUUCCCAACAAAAAAAAAAAAAAAAUUAUGCUGGUGAGGCCCUUGCCUUUGAUGGUUUAGUAAAGAGUGGCACAUGCUCAUUACAACGUUGUUGUUUUGUUGUUUGAGAUGAUUAGGAGGAGUUGCAGCAUUUUUCAAAGACCCAGCAAGGACAACACGCUUUCCAUUUCAAACCAUCUUCCCAACCAAAAGACCUUCCUCCUCAUCUUCUUCUCCACUGCAACGCCCUCUGUAAAUUUGGAUAGCAGCCAGGACGACCCAGCAAAAGUAACAGCAACCCAGUUGUCAAAUUGCACCACCUUACGAGAACUGAAUCAAAUUUACGCACAUGUUAUCAGAACCCACAUGCUACGCUUCUACCCGGCCCCAUUUCACUGGAACAAUAUUAUACGAUCCUACGCUCGACGUGAUGCUCCCACCAAGGCUCUCUUUGUCUACGUUGCCAUGUCUCGUGCCGGCGUUUUGCCUGAUUGCUACACCCUCCCCAUUGUUCUAAAAGCCCUCUGUCAGCUAUUUGCUGUCCAUAUCGGCAGGCAGCUUCAUUCCCUUGCCAUCAGGCUCGGCCUCGACACCAACGAGUUCUGCGAGAGUGGGUUUAUAAAUUUAUAUUCCAAGGCAGGAGAAUUUGAAAAUGCACGCAACCUGUUCGACCAAAACCCUGACAGAAAGUUGGGUUCUUGGAAUGCCAUCAUCGGAGGCCUUUCCCAAGGCGGCCGUGCCAAGGAGGCCAUCGACACCUUCAUCCAGCUCAGGAAGUGUGGAUUCUUGCCUGAUGAUGUGACCAUGGUGAGUGUCACUUCUUCUUGCGGAAUUUUGAGUGACUUAGGCUUGGCUUUUCAGUUGCAUAAAUGCGUUUACCAAGCAGCAAAAAACGUCGAUAAAUUGAAAUUGAAUACCUCCUUGAUGAUGUUGAAUUCGCUUAUAGACAUGUAUGGGAAAUGCGGGAGAAUGGACUUGGCUUACAGGGUGUUUUCAAGGAUGGAGCAACCGAAUGUUUCAUCAUGGACGUCUAUGAUCGUGGGUUAUGCAAUGCACGGGCAUGUGAAUGAAGCGCUUGAAUGCUUUCGGUGCAUGAGAGAGGCAGGAGUGAGACCAAAUCAUGUGACCUUUGUUGGGGUACUCAGUGCAUGUGUUCAUGGCGGGAAUGUGCGAGACGGAAGAUUUUACUUCGACAUGAUGAAAAAUACAUAUGGGAUAAAGCCCCACUUGCAACAUUACGGAUGCAUGGUGGAUCUUCUUGGCAGAGUAGGAUUGCUUGAGGAAGCGAGAAAGAUGGUUGAGGAGGAGAUGCCAGUGAAGGCAAACUCGGUCGUCUGGGGGUGCCUGAUGGGUGCCUGUGAGAAACAUGGGAAUGUGAAGAUGGGGGAGUGGGUGGCUGAGCAUUUGCAAGAAUUAGAGCCUUGGAAUGAUGGGGCAUACGUAGUUUUGUCUAAUAUAUAUGCCAGUAGAGGUUUAUGGAAAGAGGUUGAGCGGGUACGAUUGAUUAUGCAUCGGAGAAAACUCGCCAAGGUUCCCGGUUAUAGCAUGUCAACAAGUGCAGAUUGAGCGACAUUCAUGUAUCACAAAUGUGCCUGGAAUUUAACAAGAAUGAGCUAAUAAAACAGUUGACAUUAUUUC